Trypanosoma brucei brucei TREU927 is the source of this 783-nucleotide messenger RNA. Its product is annotated as polypeptide deformylase, putative. The transcript has a single exon. Bases 1 to 783 code for a protein of 260 amino acids. NCBI's taxonomy places the organism in Eukaryota, Euglenozoa, Kinetoplastea, Trypanosomatida, Trypanosomatidae. Gene Ontology annotation, cellular component: mitochondrion. Gene Ontology annotation, biological process: N-terminal protein amino acid modification; peptidyl-methionine modification. Gene Ontology annotation, molecular function: peptide deformylase activity. The record is from RefSeq and is a predicted model, not a curated record.
AUGUUACGGCAUUUGUUCCGAUGUACUGCGGCUUGGGCCCCAAAGCGGUCGGCCACUCGAGAGCAGCGGCUUAAGGAGCGUGUGGCAGCCAGAAUGGAACUUGAGGCACAGGUUAAAUCACGAGUGGCAUGUUACCCCCAUCGUUCACUAACACGUCCGGCACUGCGAUUAGAAAGACAUCAGGUGAAUACUCCACUCUUUCAUUCGCAACUCCUUAACCUCAACAAGAUGGCAACUGACCUUCAGUGUAUUUCGUUUAGCGCACCGAAAGGCCACUGGGAUGCUGCCAUUGUUCUUAUAAAGGGUCAUCCAAAUGAGGCAAAUUUCGAGGUUUGGGUGAACCCCACCGUACCCGGUUAUGAUGAUCGUCACUCUAUAGCACCAAUGUAUGGCAUGUGGGAAAAUUGCAUCUCAUGCGGAGCCUGUACGGCGUGGGUCAUUCGACCACAAUCCAUCACCUGCAGUGGCUUGGACGAGUACGGGAACGAGAAAACUGAAGUACUUGAUGGCAUGCGUGCGCGCUGCCUCAUGCAUGAGUUGGAUCACUUGAGUGGGAGGACUAUCCUUGAUCAGGCACAGGGACCAGAGUUCAUCGUAAGUGGAAUUGCAAUGGGUCAGAGGGAUCUGUGGCCCCCAAAUUUCCCUUCUGCAGAAGCGUAUAUGACUUCCCCCCAUCAGUUCUUUGAUUAUGUCAAAAACGGACCAAUUAUCCCACCAGGAAUGGAGUGGUUUUAUGCGCAAAGUAUGAAUCAGCAGUUUGAGGACGCUCGCCUGAGCCACUAA